This is a messenger RNA of Ixodes scapularis (black-legged tick), 1418 nucleotides long. RefSeq names its product developmentally-regulated GTP-binding protein 2. Bases 188 to 1282 code for a protein of 364 amino acids. The record is from RefSeq and is a predicted model, not a curated record. The transcript has 14 exons. Gene Ontology annotation, biological process: cytoplasmic translation. Gene Ontology annotation, cellular component: cytoplasm. Gene Ontology annotation, molecular function: GTPase activity; GTP binding. NCBI's taxonomy places the organism in Eukaryota, Metazoa, Arthropoda, Arachnida, Ixodida, Ixodidae.
GCCCAUGUUGCUGGUGUUGCGACGUCAAGUUGCUGGGCGAAAUUGCCCCGUCUGAAGCGGGCCUUAGCAAAGUGCGUAAGCAUUGUGAAGAGCGUGAAGAAGGAAGCUGGGAACAGGUUUUCCGUCAGGUUUUUGCGUCCCCUCAAGUGUCCUUGUAGUUUCGACGAGCACCAGCCCGAGAGCCAGGAUGGGCAUCCUUGAAAAGAUCAGCGAGAUCGAAAAGGAGAUAUCGAGGACGCAAAAAAAUAAGGCAACCGAGUACCAUUUAGGAGUCCUCAAGGCCAAACUUGCCAAGUAUCGAACGCAGCUACUGGAACCGCAGGGAAAAUCGAAAGAAAAAGGUGAAGGCUUCGAUGUUAUGAAAUCUGGCGAUGCCAGGGUGGCUCUCAUCGGAUUCCCGUCUGUUGGCAAGUCGACGCUGCUGAACAUUCUGACGGACACACACAGCGAAUCGGCUGCCUACGAAUUCACCACCCUCACCUGCAUCCCAGGUGUCAUUGAGUACAAGGGAGCCAACAUACAGUUGCUGGAUCUGCCUGGAAUCAUCGAGGGUGCUUCCCAAGGCAAGGGCAGAGGCCGACAAGUCAUUGCCGUGGCCAGGACAGCAGACUUGGUGGUCAUGAUGCUGGAUGCCACCAAGGGUGAAGUCCACAGGAAGCUGCUUGAACAGGAACUCGAAGCAGUGGGCAUCAGGCUCAACAAGCUGCCCCCAAACAUCUACUUCAAGGAAAAGAAAGCCGGUGGACUCUCGUUCAACUCGACGUGCAACCUCACCAAGUGCGACGAAAAGCUGGUGCAGAUGGUGCUCCACGAGUACAAGAUCUUCAACGCGGAGGUGCUGUUUCGCGAGGACUGCUCUCCAGACGAGCUGAUUGACGCCAUCUUGAGGAACCGGGUGUACCUGCCCUGCCUGUACGUCUACAACAAGAUCGACCAGGUGUCCAUCGAAGAGGUGGACCGGCUAGCCCGACAGGAGCACAGCGUCGUGGUCAGUUGCAACAUGAAGCUGAACCUGGAUUACUUCCUCGAGAGGCUGUGGGACUACCUGGCUCUCAUCCGAGUUUACACCAAGAAACGAGGCUCACCACCCGAUUUUGACGGCGGUCUCAUCCUGAGGAGGAACUCGACCGUGGAGCAUGUGUGUCACGCUAUUCAUCGAAGCAUUGUGCACGUGUUCAAGUAUGCUCUCGUAUGGGGGACAAGCACAAAGUACAGCCCUCAGCGCGUCGGCCUUUCCCACGUCGUCCACCACGAAGACGUCGUGCAGAUUGUGAAGAAGUGACACCGCUACGUCCGCUAGGCUUUAUUCCGGCAGGCUGCUCGCCAUCUUUCCUUUGCCCCCUGGAACGUUUUCAGAGACCGUGCCGCAAGACGAAAAGAUGACUAAUAAAAGUUGCGGCUUGAUUUUCCCAAAAAAA